Messenger RNA from Pimephales promelas (fathead minnow), 769 nucleotides. RefSeq names its product transmembrane protein 128 (gene tmem128). NCBI's taxonomy places the organism in Eukaryota, Metazoa, Chordata, Actinopteri, Cypriniformes, Leuciscidae. The record is from RefSeq and is a predicted model, not a curated record.
UCUCUCGCCGCGUGAAUGUGACGUCAUCCGGGCAUCAUGGCGGAGUUCAGCGAAUUUAUGAAGUUGCGGAGGCGAUUUAAGACUAACGAAGAGCCAGAGGAGGAAGAAAAGACUGCUGGUUCUGAUGAGGCUGUGGAACUGAAACCGUCCGCUCGGAUCAACCGGCACUCCGUCUUCUGGCUUCUGGCUUCUGUCGCUCUCACCUAUUAUGUGGAUUUCUUCUCUGUAGUGCUGAACCACACUGACAUUCACAGCUGGUGGUUCUCCGUGGGUCUGGUGUUGCUGGGAUUGUGCCUCAGUCUGGCUGCCUUCUGUAUUGUGUAUCUGGAGUGGUUCAGGGGCAUCAGGCACUACGAGCAGGAGUAUCCCGCCGUCCCUGCCGUGACCACUGCCGCCUUCCUCGCCGCGUCCUGCAGCUUGAACAUCGCUCUGUGGCCGGUCUGGUCCUUCUUCACUCCUGUGCUUCUGUUCACUCAGUUCAUGGGUGUGUUGAUGCUGAUCUCGCUGCUCGGCUGAACACUUCCUCACACAGCUGUUCCGACCCGUGCCACAGCCAGAGAGGUCAGCUGAUCUGUGACCUCCCACUGACCUCUGACCUCUGCUUCAGUCCAGGGCUGAGGAGCCGCUCCAGUGAGAGACGACAUUCAACAUGCAUCCGUAUUCCUCCGUUUUUGUGUUUGGUGUCCUGAAAGAGGUCGUUGAAGGAUCUUGUAAGUUGAACUGGAUGUGUUCUUUGAGGUCCUGAUGAUUCCUGAUUUGAGUGUCUGCU